Molecule: messenger RNA, 1272 nt
Organism: Diaporthe batatas
Lineage: Eukaryota; Fungi; Ascomycota; Sordariomycetes; Diaporthales; Diaporthaceae
Exons: 3
Coding region: 1-1272 (423 amino acids)
Cellular component (GO): cytoplasm
Source: RefSeq, a predicted model, not a curated record
AUGGAUCUAGCCUACGACCACAUCGUCGAGGAGUCGCUGCCCAAGGAGGAGGAUGGCAAGCGCAACAAGACGGCCGGAAGUGCGGAGCAGACGCAGAAUAGCCUGAACGCCGAGUUCCAGGAUGCGUACAAGGCCUUUUCUGCGAGCCCUUGGGGCGCGAGGCUCGGCGGGUUCUUUGGGAACGUGGUCAAGCAGGGCGAGACCGUAUACCAGGGAGCCCAGAAGGAACUCGCCGCCGCCGGGAGCGAGGCUCAGCGCGGGUUCACGGGGCUGACCAACGCCGUCAUCAACCGGACUCGGGGCCUGUCGCUGGCCGGCGGGGCCGAGUCCGGGGCCGCAGGGCCGCAGGAGCAGCAGGGCGAGGCCUCGGGGUCGGCCAGCGGCGACAAGAGCAAGGAGCUGAGCACGGACGAGGCCAUCAAGGAGUCGGAGAACGUGCUCUCGCGGCUGCGGACCGAGGCGGCCAAGCGGCUCAAGGACAUCCAGCGGGCCGAGGACGCAGCGGAUGAGGCGCUGCUGCGGUUCGGGACCAACAUCAGCGCGUUCCUGCGGGACGCCGUGAGCAUCGCGCCCCCGUCGGGCGCCGACGGCGGCAGCAACACCAACAACAACGGCGACAGCACGGUGCUGUUCGAGAGCAAGGACGCGGCCGGCAAGAGGGUGAUCCACACGAGCCGGUUCGACGCGCAGCUGCACGUCAUCCACACCUCGACCGAGAGCUUCACCAAGGACCCGGCCACGGGCGACUGGGACACGUGGGGCGCCGAGUUCGACAUCAAGGGCAAGACCGAGGACAUCAGCAAGGACCUGGAGAAGUACCCCGAGCUGCGGGCGACGAUGGAGAAGCUCGUGCCCGAGACGAUACCGUAUGAGGACUUCUGGAAGAGGUACUACUUCCUGAGGCACGGAAUCGACCUCGCGGAGGAGAGGAGGAAGGAGCUCCUGAAGGCCGCGUCUGCCGAGGAGGAAGUCGGCUGGGACGAGGACUCUGACGACGAGGCCGCUGGCCCGAGCAAGUCGGACGAGCCCAAGAGGCCCGGCUCGACCGGUUCCUCCACCACCAUCCACCCUCCCACCACCAAGCCCGCCGAGAAGCCGUCCGCCCUCCUGAAGCCGAACGAGUCCCGCAAGUCCAACGACGAGAGGUCGCAGCCCGACAGCGAGACGAGUUACGACAUGGUCGGGGCGGCGUCCGGGAACCCGAGCAACGCGCCCAACAGCCCUAGGGAGGGCCGCAAGGCUGACGAUGACAGCGAUGAGGACUGGGAAUAA